CCUUAGCGGGGUGAUUCGGAAGCGCUGAACCAGGUGGAUCCCGCGAACCAGCGAUGGCGACACCUCCGAUGGCGGGAAACGCAUUGUUCGACGGAGCUGCGCCGCCGCCGCCACAACCUCCGGGAACUGACAUGACAGGAAUAUGCUUCCGAGACCAGCUUUGGCUCAACACUUACCCUCUCGAUCGCAACCUAGUGUUCGAUUAUUUCGCCUUAUCCCCCUUCUACGACUGGACCUGCAACAACGAACAACUUCGUAUGCGCUCAAUCCACCCUCUUGAUCCCUCUCAAUUAUCGAAAAUGACGGGCAUAGAGUAUAUGCUUAGUGAAGUCAUGGAACCGCACCUUUUUGUUAUUCGCAAGCAAAAGAGAGAUGGCCCUGAGAAAGUUACGCCGAUGCUAGCUUAUUACAUCUUGGAUGGUUCAAUAUACCAAGCACCACAGCUAUGCAAUGUUUUUGCUGCUCGAAUUGGAAGGGCACUAUAUCAUAUACAGAAGGCUUUUAGUACAGCUGCAUCGAAAUUGGAGAAGAUAGGAUAUGUUGAUUCUGAAAAUGAGCCUGCAGUGCCAGAAGCGAAGGCUGAUAAAGAGACAAUUAACAUAAAGGAAGUUAUGCGGGUGGAUCACAUUCUUGCAUCCCUACAGCGUAAGCUGCCUCCAGCUCCACCUCCGCCACCAUUUCCUGAAGGCUACACUCCGCCUCCAACUGGGGAAACUGAGAAAGCACCGGAAGGUCAAGAAGCAGGAGAGUCUCAAGCUCCUCUUAUUGAUCCUAUAAUUGAUCAAGGACCUGCAAAGAGGAUCAAAGUUUGAUAUAAAAGAGAGAAACUGCAAUUACUAUGGAGAUUUUCCCGCUAAGAAAAGGCCGUUGUUAUUAACCGGUGGCCUGUGGUCUCCCUUGCUAGAACACGAUGAGCUUCAUGCAGCCCUCUCUUUUUUUUUUUUUUUGGGGGGGGGGGGUGUAACUCAUGUUAGAUAACAGAUGAUGUUCUGGUCCGGUGUGGAUAUUAUCAGCUAGGCUCACUGUAAUUUGAUAAUAUACUUCGGCAUCUGAAAGUGCAUAAUUGAUAGUAUAACCAGAAUCAAUCUUGAGUUCUGGAUAAAGUGUCAAACCAAUCAUGAAAGACCAAGUUUGUAAAAAUUAUAUCAUUUUCAUGGAAAAAUGGUCGCCUUAGCAUUUUGACAUUUGGAA
Neltuma alba is the source of this 1191-nucleotide messenger RNA. RefSeq names its product mediator of RNA polymerase II transcription subunit 6. NCBI's taxonomy places the organism in Eukaryota, Viridiplantae, Streptophyta, Magnoliopsida, Fabales, Fabaceae. Gene Ontology annotation, molecular function: transcription coregulator activity. Gene Ontology annotation, biological process: regulation of transcription by RNA polymerase II. The coding region runs from base 54 to 812 and encodes 252 amino acids. Gene Ontology annotation, cellular component: mediator complex. The record is from RefSeq and is a predicted model, not a curated record. The transcript has 5 exons.